Molecule: messenger RNA, 5965 nt
Organism: Corythoichthys intestinalis (scribbled pipefish)
Lineage: Eukaryota; Metazoa; Chordata; Actinopteri; Syngnathiformes; Syngnathidae
Product: creatine kinase, flagellar-like
Biological process (GO): phosphocreatine biosynthetic process
Molecular function (GO): creatine kinase activity
Source: RefSeq, a predicted model, not a curated record
AAUACAUGUCGACAACAUGUCUCCUCCUCCGUGCCCUUCGAAGAGGUUGGACAUUAUUUUUGGGCCAGCAGCAGCCACUUUCUGAUGGGAUGGCCAACAUUCAGCUGGGGGAGCGUUCAGUGAAGGACGACUUCCCCAAUCUGAGUCAGCACAACAACCACAUGGCCAAGUUGCUAACUAUGGACAUGUACAACAAGCUCAGGGAGAAGUGUACCCCCAACGGCUUCACAAUUGAUGAUGUCAUUCAGACUGGAGUGGAUAAUCCAGGUCACCCCUAUAUCAUGACGGUGGGCUGCGUGGCUGGAGACGAGGAGUCAUAUGAAGUUUUCAAAGACUUGAUGGACCUCGUGAUUCAAGAAAGACAUGGAGGUUACAGACCAUCGGAUGUCCACAAAACUGACCUUGAUCCAGAACAUCUGAAGGGAGGAGACGACCUCGACGCCAACUAUGUUCUGAGCACCCGUGUGCGAACAGGCCGAAGCAUUCGUGGUUAUUGCCUGCCGCCGCAUUGUAGCCGUGGCGAGAGACGUGCUGUGGAGAGGAUCUCUGUUCAAGCCCUGGAUUCCUUAUCUGGAGAAUUGCAAGGGAAAUACUACCCCUUGAAGAAAAUGACUGAAGAAGAGCAGCAGCAGCUGAUUGACGACCACAUGCUGUUUGAUAAGCCAGUGUCUCCUCUACUACUGGCUUCAGGGAUGGCCCGUGACUGGCCCGAUGCUAGAGGCAUCUGGCACAAUGUUGAGAAGACAUUCCUGGUUUGGGUAAAUGAGGAGGACCAUCUGCGCGUGAUCUCCAUGCAGAAAGGCGCUAACAUGAAAGAAGUGUUCACUCGGUUCUGCAAUGGACUCAAAGAGCUGGAGGGCUUGUUCAAAGAAAAAGGGGAAGAAUUCAUGUGGAAUGAGCACCUUGGCUAUAUUCUGACCUGCCCGUCCAACCUUGGCACCGGUCUGCGCGCUGGUGUACAUGUAAAGCUUCCAAAUCUGAGCAAACAUGCAGAUUUUAAGGAGAUUCUUAGGCGGCUGAGACUUCAGAAACGUGGAACCGGUGGUGUGGACACAGAUGCCGUGGAUGGAGUCUUUGACAUCUCGAAUGCUGACAGGCUGGGCUUCUCUGAAGUGGAGCUGGUGCAGAUGGUGGUUGAUGGUGUCAAGGUUCUGGUAGAGAUGGAGAAGAGGCUGGAGAUACAAGAGCCGAUUGACACCCUGAUGCCCACUGAAAAGAGUAUCGUCAAAGAACCUGAGGAAAAGCCUCAGCCUGAGCCCAAGAAGCUGACACCAGAACAGGAGUUCCCAGACCUCAGUCAGCACAACAACUACAUGGCCAAGCAUUUAACUUUGGACAUGUACAAAAAACUCAAGGAGCGCACUACAUCCAAUGACUUCACAAUAGAUAAUGUCAUUCAGACAGGCGUCGACAAUACUGGGGACCCUUUUGUCAUGACUGUGGGAUGUGUGGCUGGAGAUGAGGAGUCGUAUGAGGUCUACAAAGACCUAAUGGACCUUGUGAUUCAGGACAUACAUGGAGGUUUCAAACCAACAGACAAGCACAAGACUGAACUCAAUCCUGAAAAACUAAAGGGUGGUGAGGACCUCGACCCUAACUACGUUUUGAGUUCCCGCAUCCGCACCGGUCGUGGUAUCCGUGGAAUCUGCUUGCCACCGCAUUGCAGCCGCGGAGAGAGACGAACUGUGGAGAAGCUUGCGAUCCAAGUUCUGGAAUCAAUGACUGGAGACAUGCAAGGCAAAUACUCUCGCUUAAAGGACAUGACUGAAGCUGAGCAGCAGCAGAUGAUUUACGACCACUUCUUGUUUGAAAAGCCAGCGUCUCCUUUGCUGCUGGCCGCAGGGAUGGCCCGUGAUUGGCCAGACGGCAGAGGCGUCUGGUAUAACGAAUACAAGACGUUUAUCGUGUGGGUGAAUGAGAAGGACCAUCUGAGGGUGAUCUCAAUGCAAAAAGGAGGCAACAUGAAAGAAGUGUUCACUCGCUUCUGUGAUGGACUUGCUGAGAUGGAGUCGUUAUUCAAGAAGAAAGGUUACGUAUUUAUGUGGAAUGAUCACCUUGGCUACAUUGCCACCAGCCCUUCCAACCUAGGAACCGGUCUGCGUGCUAGUGUUCAUGUCAAGCUGCCCAACAUGAGCAAGCACCCAGAUUUUGAUGAGGUUCUCAAGAGACUGAGGCUGAAAAAACGUGUCGUGAGUACAGCCGGUGGGGACGCAGCUGUCGCAGAUGGAGUUUUUAACAUCUCCAACAUUGACAGACUGGGUUACUCCGAGGUGAGACUGGUUCAGAUUGUGGUCGAUGGCAUCAGGGUGCUGGUAGAGAUGGAGAAGAGGUUGGAAAUGGAUGAAUCCAUUGACGACCUGAUGCCAAGCAACAUUGAGCUGAAGGGGCUGACCGCUAAGGAUGAGUUUCCAGAUCUCAGUAAGCACAACAACCACAUGGCCAAACUAUUAACCCUGGAAAUGUAUAAGAAGCUGAAGGAUCGCACCACCCCCAAUGGCUUCACAAUUGACGAUGUCAUUCAGACAGGCGUGGAUAAUCCAGGUCAUCCCUAUAUCAUGACUGUUGGCUGUGUGGCUGGAGACGAAGAGUCUUAUGAAGUUUUCAGAGAUCUGCUGGACCUUGUGAUUGAAGAUAGACAUAAAGGUUACAAAGCCAAAGACAAUCACAAGACUGAUCUCAACCCAGAGAAUCUGAAGGGUGGUGACGACUUAGACCCGGAUUAUGUUCUGAGUUCCCGAGUGCGAACAGGCCGCAGCAUCCGCGGCUUUUGCUUGCCGCCACUGUGCAGUCGUGGAGAAAGACGUGCUAUUGAAAAGCUCUCUGUUGAAGCCCUGGACACUCUGAGUGGAGACCUACAGGGAAAAUACUAUGCCUUAAAGAACAUGACUGAGGAGGAACAGCAACAGCUGAUUGACGAUCACCUGCUCUUUGACAAGCCAGUGUCUCCUCUGCUGCUGGCUUCAGGAAUGGCUCGCGACUGGCCUGACGGAAGAGGAAUCUGGCACAAUGAAAGCAAGACAUUCCUGGUGUGGGUGAAUGAGGAGGAUCAUCUGCGCGUGAUCUCCAUGCAGAAAGGCAACAAUAUGAAGGAAGUGUUCACUCGCUUCUGCUGUGGACUCACUGAGAUCGAGGCCGCGAUUAAGCAGAAAGGUGAAGCAUUCAUGUGGAAUGAGCACCUUGGCUACAUCCUGACUUGUCCAUCAAACUUGGGCACCGGUCUCCGCGCCGGUGUGCACGUUAAACUGCCAAAAAUGAGCAAGCAUCCUGAGUUUGGAGAGGUUCUUAGGAGGCUGAGACUCCAGAAACGUGGAACUGGUGGUGUGGACACAGAUGCUGUGGAUGGGGUUUUUGACAUCUCCAAUGCAGACAGGUUGGGUUUCUCUGAGGUGCAACUGGUCCAGAUGGUAGUUGAUGGCAUCAAGCUGCUUGUGGAAAUGGAAAAAAGGCUGGAGAAGGAGGAGUCUAUAGAUGACCUAAUGCCAGCUGAUCGCCAGUUAAACGUGUUUUCUGCUGAGCAAGAGUUCCCAGAUUUCAGCAAGCACAAUAAUCACGUUUCCAAGUUUUUAACCCUGGAAAUGUACAAGACGCUGAGGCAGCGUUGCACUCCCAAUGGCUUUACCAUAGAUGAUAUCAUUCAGACCGGCGUGGAUAAUCCAGGUCACCCGUUUAUCAAAACUGUGGGUUGUGUUGCUGGAGAUGAGGAGUCUUACAAGGUCUUCAAAGACUUGAUGGACCUUGUGAUUCAGGACAGACAUGGAGGAUACAAACCGAGAGAUAUGCACAAGACUGACCUGGAUGCUGACCACCUCAGGUGGAACAACGACCUGGACGCAAAAUAUGUUCUGAGCUGCAGAGUCCGAACGGGACGCAGUAUCCGUGGGUUCUGCCUGCCCCCACUCUGCACUCGUGGAGAAAGACGUGCUAUUGAAAAGCUUUGCAUUGGCGCUCUAGAUGCACUGUCUGGAGAAUUUAAGGGAACAUAUUAUGCCUUGAAGAAGCUGACAGAGGCUGAGCAGCAGGAUCUGAUCAAUAACCACUUCCUCUUUGACAAGCCAGUGUCACCUCUGCUGGUGGCCUCCGGGAUGGCCCGUGACUGGCCUGAUGGUAGAGGCAUUUGGCACAAUGACAACAAAACAUUCCUGGUGUGGGUGAAUGAAGAAGACCAUCUACGAGUGAUUUCCAUGGAGAAAGGCGGCAACAUGAAGGAUGUGUUCACUCGCUUCUGCACCGGUCUCAAAGAGAUUGAGGCUGUAAUUAAAGAGAAAGGUGAGGCCUUCAUGUGGAAUGAACAUCAUGGCUAUAUCCUGACUUGCCCGUCCAACUUGGGCACUGGUCUGCGUGCCGGUGUACAUGUGAAACUCCCGAACCUGAGCCAACACCCAAAGUUCAAGGACAUUCUUACGAAGCUGAGGCUCCAAAAACGUGGCACUGGUGGUGUGGACACAGCUGCUGUGGAUGGAAUCUUUGACAUCUCAAACACUGACAGACUAGGCUUUUCCGAGGUGCAACUUGUUCAGAUUGUGGUCGACGGUGUGAAGUUGUUGGUGGAUAUGGAGAAGAAGCUGGAAAAGGGUGGUUCCAUCAACAAUCUGAUGCCCGGUAAACUUAAGAUGAAGAAAAUGUGUCCUGAGAUGGACUUUCCAGAGCUCUCUAUGCACAACAACUACAUGGCCAAGUUCUUAACAUUAGACGUGUACAAAACGCUCAGCGAGCGGAAAACCCCUUAUGGCUUCACUAUAGACCACGUCAUCCAGUCAGGCGUGGAUAAUCCAGGUAGCCCAUUCUCUUUGAGUAUGGGCUGCGUGGCUGGGGAUGAGGAGUCAUAUGAGGUCUUCAAAGAGCUGCUGGACCUUGUCAUCGAGGAUAAACAUGGAGGUUAUAAGCCAACAGAUGUGCACAAGAGUGAUUUCAACCCAGAGAAUCUUUUGGUAUAUCGUUGAUUGUCAAGACCAGUUGUAUGGAUUUGUAGUAAGUGCUUUUUCUUUAAGGGGGGUGAUGAUCUUGAUCCCAACUACGUUAUGAUUUCCCGUGUCCGAGGGAGUCGCAACAUUCGAGGCUUCCGACUGCCAUCACAUUGCACCCGUGGAGAGCGACGUUUCCUAGAGCAGAUCAUUGUUGAAGUUCUUGGAUCAGUUGGUGGAGAACUGAAAGGGAAAUACGUGGCACUGAAGAGCCUGUCAGAACCUGAGCAGAAGCAAAUGGUUGACGACAACCUGCUGUUUGAAAAGCCAGUGUGUCCUCAAGUGCUGAGCUCGGGGAUGGCCCGUGAUUGGCCCGAUGGCAGAGGCAUCUGGCAAAAUGAUGACAAAUCAUUAUUGGUGUGGCUAAAUGAGGAGGAACAUUUAAAAGUCAUCUCCAUUGAGAAAGGUGGCAACAUGAAGGCAGCGUUUACUCGCUUCUGCAGCGGAAUUAAAGAGUUUGAAUCCAAGCUCAAGGAGAAAGAGCUCGAAAUCAUGUGGAAUGAGCAUUUGGGUUACAUCUCGACUUGUCCCGCCGAACUGGGAACUGGUCUGCGCGCUGCUGUGCAUGUGAAGCUGCCCAAUAUGAGCAAACGCCCUGAAUUUGAUGAGGUUCUCAAGAGGUUGAAACUGGAGAAACGCGCAACUGGUUGCGCAGAAAACCAGACAGAGAAUGGAAUUUCAGACAUUUCCAAUGCCGACAGACUGGGUUUCACUGAGGUGCAGCUGGUACAAAUGGUAGUUGAUGGCGUCAAGGUGCUGGUGGAGAUGGAGAAGAGGCUUGAGAUGGAAGAGGGCAUUGACGAUCUGAUGCCUGUCCAGAAGUAGAACCACUGACAAAUCAUAUAUUCAGUAGUUAACGUUUUUCUCCCACAAAGCAUUGUGGCCAUUUAGUUUUGAUGGUUUUCUUAUCUUUGAAGCAGUUCUGUCGUGUUCUGAAACCUGUUCAGAUCUCGGCCUUUUCACUGUGACACCGUGUGCAAAUAAACUUUGUAACUGUCCCCAUA